AUUGAUGAUCGGACACGCUGAUUUCAUUGUCUGAGGAGACAGUGAGACCCAGGAAAAAUCUUGCUGAAUCUGCCUGCCCCAGCACUGGCCUGAUUUGGGAUCCUUCGAUCCUUCCCGUAACCGCACCACGCCCCGAGAUGAAUCUACGUUCUGUAUUUACUGUAGAACAACAAAGGAUUUUACAGCGUUAUUAUGAAAAUGGAAUGACAAAUCAAAGUAAAAAUUGCUUUCAGCUCAUAUUACAGUGUGCACAGGAGACUAAGCUGGACUUCAGUGUAGUCAGGACGUGGGUUGGCAAUAAGAGAAGAAAAAUGAGUAGUAAGAAUUCUGAAUCAGGAGCAGCAACAACAGGAACUCUUCCUGGUACCUCUUUGACAUCUUCAGACAUUACAGUCAGAAAUGUAGUUAACAUCACUCGACCCUCAAGCCAGCAGUCUUCCUGGACAUCUGUCAAUAAUGAUGUCAUUGUAACUGGUACAUACAGUCCAGCAAGUUCAUCAAGUAGGCAAGGGACAACCAAACAUUCAGAUACACAACUUACAGAAGCACAUAAAAUUCCUAUUCAGAAAACGGCCAGUAAAAGUGAUACUGAGUUUGAGUUGCACAUUCCUGUUCAAAGACAAGUAGCACACUGUAAAAAUGCCUCUCUGCUCUUAGGUGAAAAAACAAUUAUCUUGUCAAGACAGACAAGUGUGCUAAAUGCUGGAAAUUCAGUAUACAGUCACACAAAGAAGAACUAUGGAAGAUCUUCAAUGCAAGCCUCUGAUAUGAUGGUACCUCAAAAGCCAUCUUUGUGCCACCAACCUUGCAAAAUUGAACCAGUUGGAAUUCAAAGGUCGUAUAAGCCUGAACACACAGGUCUAGCACCACAUAACUUAUGUGGGCAAAAGCCACCUAUUAGAGACCCUUACUGUAGAACACAAAACUUGGAAAUCCGUGAGGUAUUUUCAUUGGCUGUUAGUGAUUAUCCCCAGAGAAUUCUGGGGGGAAAUGCCCCACAGAAGCCUAGUUCAGCACAAGGAACUUGUUUGUCCAUUGCAAUGGAGACUGGAGAUGCUGAUGAUGAGUAUGCCAAAGAGGAAGAGUUGGCAUUGAUGGGAGCACAGAUACCAAACUACUCAAGAUUUUAUGAAAGUGGCAGAUCCCUUGGGACAGAGAACCAAAGUACAGCAUUGCCUGGACCAGGAAGAAAUAUGCCAAAUUCACAAAUGGUGAAUAUUAGAGAUUUGUCAGACAAUGUACUGUAUCAAAACAGAGACUACCAUUUGACACCACGGACCUCAUUACAUACAGUAGCUACUACAAUGUACAGUAAUACAAAUCCAUCACGGAGUAAUUUUUCUUCACAUUUUGCAUCAUCAAACCAAUUGAGAUUGUCACAAAACCAAAACAAUUACCAGAUUUCAGGAAACCUUACUGUGCCUUGGAUUACAGGGUGUUCUAGAAAAAGAGCACUACAAGAUCGCACUCAGUUCAGUGACCAAGACUUAGCCACCCUUAAGAAGUACUGGGACAAUGGAAUGACCAGCCUUGGUUCAGUUUGUAGAGAGAAAAUUGAAGCAGUUGCAACUGAAUUAAAUGUUGACUGUGAAAUAGUUCGGACUUGGAUUGGGAAUCGAAGAAGGAAAUAUCGUUUAAUGGGGAUUGAAGUUCCGCCUCCAAGAGGAGGCCCUGCUGAUUUCUCUGAGCAGCCUGAGUCUGGUUCUUUGUCUGCACUCACAUCAGGAGAGGAAGCUGGUCCUGAAGUAGGAGAGGAUAAUGAAAGAAAUGAUGAAGUAUCCAUCUGUUUGUCUGAAGGAAGCUCUCAAGAAGAGUCCAGUGAAGUUCCAAAUGAGACAAGGGUUCAUAAGGAGGAGGACCACCAUGCAGUAUCUGCAGAUAAUGUGAAAAUAGAAAUUAUUGAUGAUGAAGAAAGUGACAUGAUAAGUAAUUCUGAAGUUGAACAAGUCAAUUCUCUCUUGGAUUAUAAGAAUGAAGAAGUCAGAUUCAUUGAAAAUGAGCUAGAGAUUCAAAAGCAAAAAUACUUUAAACUUCAGACAUUUGUUAGAAGCUUGAUACUAGCUAUGAAAGCUGAUGAUAAGGAACAACAACAGGCACUGCUGUCAGAUUUACCUCCUGAAUUAGAAGAGAUGGAUUUCAAUCAUGCCUCACCAGAGCCUGAUGAUACCUCAUUCAGUGUGUCUUCUUUAUCAGAGAAAAAUGCCUCAGACAGCUUGUGAUUUGACAGGGGUUACAUGAUACAUACAGACUUUUGACUGCCUAACAGUUGUGCAUUUCCAGAUAACUGCAUUCUCUUGCCUCAAAAUUCCUCAGUUGGAAAAACAUAUUGUUGGAACUGACACAUUCUGUGAAGAAUGGACAAGAUAUAAUGGCUACAAUGUAAAAAUGUAUGUGAAAUUUAAAAGCAUCAUUUGAGAAAUUUUUCCAAACUGAUAAAACUCUGAGGAACAUUUGUAUUUAAUUUUUGACAGUUUAUCUGAAAUGUGUAAUGUCUAAUUUCUGAAAGAUUUUUGUUUGGUUUUUAGAAUAAUCUUAGUUUUAGUAAUAGUUUUGACCCAAAACAUAAAAAUAAAGUUAUUUCAGCAUUACUUAUCAAGUUACUAAAGCUUGGUUAGCUUUGUUUUAUAGCCAUUACAUCUUUAUUCUCUCUCCUUUUCCUAUCAGCUACAUACACCUUUACUCAGGAAAGUGGACUGAAAUUUGAAAACAAAACCUUAAAAAUGAUUUUACCUGAAUGAGUCCUAGGAUAUAUUUCGAUUUCCUAUGACAAUUUGACUUCAGCUGAUGAAUGAAAAUUUAAGGAUCACUGGUUUAUAAUUGUAAAUUAUUGGUAUUCUUCCAUUUUCUAACCCAAAUAUUUGGGCGGUAGGGGGAAAUCACUAUGGAAAAGUAAUUAACCAACAUGAAAUCAAAUAAAUUAUUAAGUGUAUAGAAACAAAAUGUUGUAAAAGAUUAGUCUUAAUGGGGAUUCUUCAUUGUUGCAAAUGACAAAUAUUGGUAAGAUUCACAUUCUACUAGUAAAUCUGUAUAACUAAGUUAGAUGGAAUUUUGCACAAGUAUUAUACUUUUAUCACUAUCUUCAUAAUACUUUUGCAAUUCUUACAUUUUAUGAAACAGGAAGUCAAGGUAGAGUCUUCUUUUUUAAUCUAGCCACUGAGUUUUGUCACAAAUUUUGCCCCAUUCUCAUCUGAGGCUUGUACAGAGCCAUCCACCAAGGAUAAUAUCCAAAAAGAGUUAUACACUACUGUGGUUGUAAAUCACAGUCCUCUGAAUUUCCUGGACACUUUUCUGUGAGUGCACUCCUAAAAUGGGCAUGCCACCCAGUUGUUCUAUUAGUAGGUACCAGAUGGCCAUACACUGUAGACAAUUCUUUGCACACUGUUCCUUCUGGGGUACCAGCUGGCAUUACCAAGACCCAAAGAAGGGAAAAUGCCAGUUUCUUAGUUUCUCCCUGAGCACACAGCAUCAUGUUUUUGCGAGUUGGCUGUGUGGAGUUGUGUUGCAUUGUUAAAUUAUUAUCUAUUCCUAAAAGAUUAAUCAAGUAUCUAGAUGGCUUUCAUUUUUUUUUAAGAGAGGGAAAGAGAGAGGUGGGGGAAGGGCAGAGGGAGAGGGGGAGAGAGAGAAUCUUAAGCAGGUUCUAUGCCCAUCCCAGAGUGCUAUAAAGGUCUCAAUCUUACAACCCUGAGAUCAUGACCUGAGCUGAAAUCAGUAGUCAGAUGCUUAACUGACUGAGCCACCCAGAUGCUCCAACUAGAUGGCUCUUUUGGCCAUCAAGUUUCUAUGUCACAUAUUUUUGUAAUUUGCAAGCAAAAUCAAUUUUGAUCUUGGAAUUCAGAUACCUAUUUAUGAAUGCAAAAAGGCAGUCAUGUUUAUCUUUGACCUUGAAAUGUCCGUUGGUAAUCCUUUAUUUUGUCAGCUAUUGUUUAUGACUAUUGCCAUGCUACUGCUAUGGUUCUUUUGUUAACAGAAAUAUUUCAGUGGUUAGGUAUGAUCCCUUUUAGAUAAAAGCCAUACAGUUCUUUUCAAAUAAUGUUUAAUACUCCUUGCUGUGAAGUAAAAUUCCAUUCAGAAAAAGAGUUCUGAGUAAAAGAACUUCAGGCAUUAGGAAUAAAUUUAUCAGUCAAUUCCUCCAUGAGAUAGAGAGUCCCUACGUAAGUGUAGAAACCAUCUCAUAGGAUAGAAUGAACAAAUUCCAGGAUUUCAAGUCUCUCCUAGGAGCUCCAUCCUAUUCACUGAGUUUAUCUUUAAACUGUAAUUUCUUCUGCUCCAAUUUAAGCUCUGUCUUAUUUGGUUCUUUUUUUCCCCCAAUUUUAUUUUAUUUUUUCAGUGUUCCAAGAUACAUUGUUUAUGUACCACACCCUCUUGUCACCAAGUAAGGAUAGAUAAUUCUCUCCUACAUCUUUCGGCUUUACAGAUUGUAUCGGUUACACCUCAGCAAUUAGACACCAAAUCAAAAAAUAUUCAUCGAGCCUCUGCUAUAGGGACAUUUGAUUUCUACUCCUUAGCAAGGCAUAAACUUCAAAACGAAUUAUGUCUUUUCACUUUCUCAGAGAUACUAAUAAAAGUUAUUUAAGUAGAAAUUUUAAUAAACUUAAAGAUUGUUAGGUGUGAUUCCUAAAAAAAUGAUCAUCUACAAUUUUGAGAGGACACAUUGAUGAUUUCUUUGUUCCUGUUUAAAGUUCCAUUAAAAUAGAAACAGUACACGUAGGAAUCCUUUUGUUUUGUGUUUCAGCACCAGAGUUAUUUAUUUUAUCCUCAAAAUUAAAACAUUUAAAAAAUGAAAUGUAGUUGUUCUGUACCAGGGACCAAAAGAAAUAGCUGCAUCCAGAAAAAAAAAUCAUAAUUGAUAGAAUUAAAUUAAGUACUGCAGAUUUUUUAAAAGUUGCCAAAAUCAAGUGUUAAAAGUUUAUUAUGAAGAAAAUAUAUUUUUUAACACAUAAUAGGUUGGAAUUUUUUGAGACAUCUUAAAGCAGAAAAAUAUCAGUUUGACUGCUUUUGUGACAUCUUCAUGACUAGGGGGAGAAAAACAACUAACGUUUCAUUCUUUAGGGUUUUGACACAUUAAAACAGACCAUACUAUCUGAAGCAUCUCUCAUAAUGACAGAUACCAAGGUGAAAUUUUUUUUUUCCUUUUAACUACACUUUGAUGUUUGCUUUCAGCUUAGGAUAGCCAAGCAGUUUCUAAGUAACAAAUGUUUAUCUAAGAACACUUACUUUAAAAUAGGUUUUAAAAAAUAACCUGAAGAUACCUUCCUCAUUCCAGCCAAGCUAACAUUAGUCACAAGAAAAUGAGAACUAUAGUUACCCUGGAAAAUAGCAAACUUAGCAUAUGCAAGGAAAAUAUUAAAAGAACAUUGUUCUUAAUGAAUUUUGGAACACUGAGAAAGAAAAGAAAAGAAAAUUGGACUUCUUGGAGGGCACCUGUAUGGUUCAGUCUGUUAAGCAGCUACCUUUGGCUCAGGUCAUGAUCUCGGGGUCCUGGGAUAGAGCCCAGCAUCAGGCUCCCUGCUGAGCAGGAAGUCUGCUUCUGCCACUGCCCCUACCCUCUGCUCAUCCUCCCUCUCUUUCUCUCUCUGUCAAAUAAAUAAAAUCUUAAAAAAGAAAGAAAAUUGUUCUUUCUAUGGGAACUGGGGAUGCUUUGUUGUAAGGUCAUAUAUCAACAUUAGAACUUCUAUGCUUACCAAUGUAAUCAUGAUAAAAAUGUUAUUGUUGGAGAUGAAAAAGCUACAUCAUGUGCUGUGUAUACUACCAGAACUUCAAGAAAUGUCAAAGAGGCCCCAAAGACAACAGUAUCUAUUUUAAGGCACUUUCAUAGCCAGUCAUCUUUAAAUUUGUAGGAAAAACAGAAGCGAUGUAUUUAGAAGAAUUGUAGGCUCUAAAUUAGACUUUGUUGCUUUAUAUUUGGGGGGAGGAGGGGACAUUCAGCCCAUUUCCAAGGAAUAGUUUCCUCAUUUUAACCCGAUAGUUUAUGAUCAUUUUUAGAAGAAAUUCUUAAUAUUUUAAGGCCUGUCCUUUCUCCACAUUGUAGUGAUGCUAUAGCAGGAGUAUUGCCUAUUUAAAAAUAUAUAUAUAUUAGAUUUUCAUUCAGGUCCUAAAAAAUGACAAAUUCUGAUAUAUUAGCCCUUUAAAGAGCUAUCAGUGCUAUAGUGUCUAAAAGAUGAGUAAAUGUUUAUCUUUGAAGUUGGUGUUAUUUUUGGAAGACAACACUAGUAUACUCAUCAUAUCGGGCUAUUAUUUUGUGAUAAUAUAAGGGAGGAUCCUACUAAUUUGUGAGACUAUGGUCAGCAUACUAUUGCCCCAAACAAACCAUUAUUAAGGUCAUAUUUCUUAAAAUGGAAAGAGAAUAAAAUAAUAUUUUCAUGAAACUAUAAUUAUGAUUGUUCCGUUAAAGCUUAUACUGAGUAUAUAUUGCUCUGCAUUGAUAUUUUAUUUUAUGUUAACUUGUUAAGUAAUUCCUUUAAGUGAUUAUGCAUCCCAUUUUACUGAUACUACCUCUGAAAUAUAUUACCACCUUAAAACUACAUUAUUGUAAUGUGAUCUUUUAUAGGGUUUUUAUUUAAAUUUUAUAGAGGCAAUAAAUGA
This is a messenger RNA of Mustela lutreola (European mink), 6582 nucleotides long. RefSeq names its product highly divergent homeobox (gene HDX). The record is from RefSeq and is a predicted model, not a curated record. Gene Ontology annotation, molecular function: DNA-binding transcription factor activity, RNA polymerase II-specific; RNA polymerase II cis-regulatory region sequence-specific DNA binding. Gene Ontology annotation, biological process: regulation of transcription by RNA polymerase II. Lineage: Eukaryota; Metazoa; Chordata; Mammalia; Carnivora; Mustelidae. The transcript has 10 exons. Bases 138 to 2219 code for a protein of 693 amino acids.